Molecule: messenger RNA, 423 nt
Organism: Cylicostephanus goldi
Lineage: Eukaryota; Metazoa; Nematoda; Chromadorea; Rhabditida; Strongylidae
Source: the annotation of a GenBank genome assembly
UUGCUUCAGCUCCAAUCUCAAUCUGUUGCAGAAAUUCCCAGCGAACCUCGAAGGAACGGAGAACGGAGAAAACUCAGCGAGGCCCUUCGGCUUGGACAACCGAGGUCUUACGCUGUGCAACCCGUGCAUCUUAGUUCAGCAGCUCACGUGACCGAUAGUAAAACACCCAACCGAUUCUUUACUCCUUUCGAGUUAUCAAAUGGAUUUGAGCCAUCAAAGACUAUCCCACCUGAGACAUUGAAAAAAAUAGAUGAGGAGGAUACACUAGGCUCUGACCAACAGCCACAACAAAUUAACAGGAUAAGAAGCACCACGGAGAGUGUGAACGAGACAGAAAUCCCCGCAAUCAUUAGAAAAGAUUUGGGAUUGGAGAAGAGAAAAGAUGGAGAUGAUAAAGUAGGAGCCGAAACUCCAGACGAAUAG